AUGAGAGGUCAACGAUCAACGGAGCCACUUCCGCUCUUCACCAUCCAGCAAAAGCCUCCACGGCCCAUGCCUCUCACCACAGCCACCAAGGCGCCACAGCAACAUCAACACAGCCAAGGCGCCACAGCAAGACCUAUACAGCCAAAGGCACCACAGCAAAACCAAUACAACCGUGGCGCCACACCAACACCAACACAGCCGUGGCGCCACAGUAACACCAAUAUAGCCGUGGCGCCACACAACACCAAUAUAGCCGUGGCGCCACAGCAAUACCAAAACAGCCGUGGCGCCACAGCAACACCAACAGAGCCGUGGGGCCACAGCAACACCAACACAGCCAAGGCGCCACAGCAACACCAACACACAAUACCAACACAGCCGUGGCGCCACAGCAACACCAACACAGCCAAGGCGCUAAAACAACACCAAUACAGCCAAGGCGCCACAGCAACAUCAACACAGUCAAGGCACCACAGCAAGACUAAUACAGCUAAGGCACCACAGCAAGACCAAUACACCCGUGGCGCCACAGCAACACCAACACAGCCGUGGCGCUACAGCAACACCAACACAGCCAAGGCGCCACAGCAACACCAAUACAGCCAAGGCGCCACAGCAACACCAACACAGCCAAGGCGCCACAGCAACACCAACACAGUCAAGGCGCCACAGCAAGACCAACACAGUCAAGGCGCCACAGCAACACCAACACAGUCAAGGCGCCACAGCAACACCAACACAGCCAAGGCGCCACAGCAACACCAACACAGUCAAGGCGCCACAGCAACACCAACACAGCCAAGGCGCCACAGCAACACCAACACAGCCAAGGCGCCACAGCAAGACCAACACAGUCAAGGCGCCACAGCAAGACCAACACAGCCAAGGCGCCACAGCAAGACCAACACAGCCAAGGCGCCACAGCAAGACCAACACAGCCAAGGCGCCACAGCAAGACCAACACAGUCAAGGCGCCACAGCAAGACCAACACAGCCAAGGCGCCACAGCAAGACCAACACAGCCAAGGCGCCACAGCAAGACCAACACAGCCAAGGCGCCACAGCAAGACCAACACAGCCAAGGCGCCACAGCAAGAUGAUGUCCUGACCACACUUCAGCCUGACAACACGAGAAGCUUUGGAGUCACAGCAUUGCCUCGGGACAAGCUGACCGUUCACUGUAGAUUGCACGCUCAUAAUGCAUUUUGA
Messenger RNA from Portunus trituberculatus (swimming crab), 1209 nucleotides. RefSeq names its product proteoglycan 4-like. Lineage: Eukaryota; Metazoa; Arthropoda; Malacostraca; Decapoda; Portunidae. The transcript is spliced from 5 exons. The coding region runs from base 1 to 1209 and encodes 402 amino acids. The record is from RefSeq and is a predicted model, not a curated record.